AUGUCUGAUUUAUCUGUAAUUCAAAAUGAAUAGUUCAUUUGUGCUCCAAAUUUGUUAUAAUGUUAAUAGGCAUUUUGCUACAUACUUGAAUAAAUGAUAAAUUUAGAACUUUUAACUCCAAACAUUUCUAUAAAAUUUGAUAAAGAAAUAGAAGGUUAUCUUCAAUUAAAAUAUUAACUAUAAAAAGAUGAUUUAAAUAAAUUGAUAAUAUAAGAAAAGGAACUUUUAGAAUUCUUUUAAGGAUGGUUUUCAUAUGAUAGAGAAAUUGAAAAAUUAUAAACAACAAGUAAUAGUAAGAUAUAAUAUCAUUUAAAUCUUAAUUUUUAAACCUAGUAUGAUUUUGAGAAUGAAUGUUUGAAAAAUUUCAAAAAAUUCAUUCUAAAUAAGAAAAUAAAUGAAUUAAAAAAAUUUAAGGAAUAUUAUAAAGAACAAAACACUCUAAAUAAUUGGAAAAAAAUAAUUGAUGAUUUAAAAGUUAAUAACAUUUAAGUCUUUAUUAUGCUUUGUUUAAUUAAGGAUUAAGAACCAUAGAAUAAAUUUACACAUUAUUCUCUUUAAUGGUGGUUUAAUUGGAAUUAGACUUCAGUUUUUAUAAAAACCAAAGAGAAAUAUUAAUGA
This is a messenger RNA of Paramecium primaurelia, 618 nucleotides long. NCBI's taxonomy places the organism in Eukaryota, Ciliophora, Oligohymenophorea, Peniculida, Parameciidae. The record is from the annotation of a GenBank genome assembly.